GGCUGGGAGCGGCGGUCGGACAACGGACGCGUGUACUUCGUGAACCAUCGCAACAGAACCACGCAGUGGGAUGACCCACGCACUCAGGGGCUGGUGGUGGAGGAGGAGCCCCUGCCCUCAGGCUGGGAGAUGCGUCUCACCGAGGACGGCCGCCCUUACUUUGUCGACCACAGCACUCGCACAACCACCUUCACCGACCCCAGGGGCGGUGCCCACAGCGUGGCACGCGGGCCGUACGGCGCUGCCAUCUCCUACGAGCGAUCCUUCCGCUGGAAACUCGGCCAAUUCCGCUACCUCUGCCACAGCAACGCAGUGACAGGCCACAUCAAGAUCACGGUAGCGCGGCCCACGAUGUUCGAGGACAGCUACCAUCAGGUGAUGCGGUUACCUGCUUACGAACUCAGACGCAAGCUCUUCAUCAUCUUCAGGGGCGAGGAGGGGCUCGACUAUGGCGGCGUGGCGAGGGAGUGGUUCUUCCAGCUGAGCCACGAGGUUCUCAACCCUAUGUACUGCCUCUUCGAGUACGCCAACAAAAGCAACUAUUCGCUGCAGAUCAACCCUGCCUCGGAAGUCAACCCUGACCAUCUUGCGUACUUCAAGUUCAUCGGACGCUUUAUUGCCAUGGCGCUGUAUCACGGCAAGUUCAUCUACUCAGGCUUCACGAUGCCCUUCUACAAGCGCAUGCUGAGCAAGAAACUUACCAUGAAGGAUCUCGAGUCCAUUGAUCCUGAGUUCUACAGCUCUCUGUGCUGGGUGCGCGACAACAACAUCGAGGAAUGUGACCUGGAAAUGUUCUUCUGCACGAACUUCGAGGUGCUCGGCAAGAUAACUGAAGUGGAGCUGAAGCCUGACGGCAAAGAAAUACAAGUCACGGAGGAGAACAAGGAGGAGUACAUCAACCUGAUGAUGCAGGUGCCUUACAGCUGCUAGACCAUAUCAACCUGAUGAUGCAGGUGCCUUACAGCUGCUAGACCAUAUCAACCUGAUGAUGCAGGUGCCUUACAGCUGCUAGACCAUAUCAACCUGAUGAUGCAGAAACAUACCACAUACCGCAACUACAACAAGAAUAGCAAGAUAAUUGCCUGGUUCUGGCAGGUUAGUUAUAUCAACGACUGGCAGAAACAUACCACAUACCGCAACUACAACAAGAAUAGCAAGAUAAUUGCCUGGUUCUGGCAGUUCGUGCGUGAGAUCGACAACGAACGCAGGGCUCGGCUGCUGCAGUUCGUGACGGGGACCUGCCGUGUGCCGGUGGGGGGCUUCUCCGAGCUCAUGGGAGUGAUGGAGAAGCUUACCUUCGCCAUCGAGGAAACAGAGGGAUUCGGUCAGGAGUGAUUGAGAAGCUUACCUUCGCCAUCGAGGAAACAGAGGGAUUCGGUGAGGUGUGAUCACGUCAUACGUAACAACCUAAUUCAGUUCAGCUCCGAGAACUACAACAAUUUUAACUCCCAUGCCAAUUUGCACAGAGCAGCCAUCACUUCAAAUGUCUGCCUUCGCGUUAUUCUGGGACAACAUUUACCAAUGGUUGCAUUAUUUACUGGAGAUUUUACAAUUUUGCUGCGCUGAACAACAAAUUCUAUUUCUUUUGUCAUGUUCAAGCUAAUUUUUUUCUUUGUGAAUGAUCGGCUGGGCUAAACAUUCAUAUUUCAAGUGUUUAGACAAAGUGGAAGUGUUGGCUCAAAACUGAGAUUUUCUGUAUUUAUAUACUAUUAAUAUCAAUGGUCGACAUGAUGGCUGGAACGUGUGUGCUCAAGCUGUGGCUAUGUCCACCGGAGAAAUGGUGGCGUAUUAAAAAUAAAUUUGUGCAGUGUCAUGCCAAACUGUGUUGAACCUGUUAUUGCAAGUUUCAGGAGUGUAUGUAUAAAAGUUUUUUUUCCAAGUUAAUUUUUGCUAGAGAAUUGUUCUGCAAAAGUGGCAAAUGUCAACCAUGUUUCCAUGUCUUGACAAAGCUAUUUUUAUUCUGGCAACUCCAUGCCACUCUUGCGUGUGACAAGACUAAUGAACUGAACUUUAUUUCCAUGUAAUUUUUUUUGUAAUUAAGCAGCAGGAAUAUGUCUUGCCAUACCAAACUUACAUUUUGAUUCGUGGUAAUAUAUGCAAUUGACUUUUCUAGCAAUACUAAGGAAUUACAAGACUUCAGCGCUGCUAAACAAGUCUCGAUCUACUGGUGGAGCAAUCCGACACAUUUUCUCCAGCUUGCACUACUUUAUUUUCUCCAGUCUUUCACCCCAUCCCUCUCCUCUCUUCUCCCCCUCCAUCCUCUCUAUUCCUCUACCUCUCGCUUCUCUUCCUCUUCACCCCCACCCCUCUCUUCUCCCCCUCCAUCCUCUCAAUUCCUUAACCUCUCACCUCUCUUCUUCCAGUAAAAUAUAAAUUGUUUAGAGUGUUUGUUGAAAUAUUUUAACGCUAUUCAUUGCAAGCCUUAGUUUAAUCAUUUAUAGCUUAAUAUUUGACUUUAUUCCGACUGAUAACAAAUCAGGAACUACGUGUUAGCAGCUCGGGACCUGUUAUGUGUGCGCACUUUUACAAAUGAAUAUCCCAAUGAUUAGUUGAUUAGUAAAAGAUUUCCUAUUAUAUAUAGGAAAUACGUAUAUUGUGUUAUAUAUAUUGUGUUGGCUAAUUCUGUACCCAUAAUUUGAUGUGACAUGGAGGUUGUCUGAACAUGUGUCAUUUCAAUUCUAUUUAUUCGUUUACUAAUAAAUAUGUGGGAAUCUGUUUAUUGCAACAAUAUCUGUGUUCUGUGAGUGAUGUGUUGUUUUAAACGUAUGUUCCUAAUGAUAUCUAUGCAUUGGCCUCACAUAUUUGCUAUAUAUUUUGCAUGUUUCUAUCCAGUCUAUCGGUUUCUCGCACUCUGAGUUAUCUGUUCAUUGCUUGUUAAAAGAAUUUUCUUUCUGAGAGAAUUACUUGACUUACUAAUCUAAUUUCCCUUAAAUAUCUUUCGGUAAUUACAUCAGGAUAUUUGAAUGCCACAAAUAUUGCUACGCCAUGGCGAGAACCUGUCGCUCCAGCCAAGAUUGCGAUUAUAAAUUAUCAUGGAGAAAAAACUUACGGCAUCGUUCGGCUAGUGACAGUACCUUUAGCUUUCACGACUUUAGAUAUGAAAAUUAUUGGCAUUUGUCAGAUAUACCAAUAAACAAAGGGUUAUAUAAGAAUAUUUUCAGAUGCCGAGUGCUGUAAAUAAAAGGAUAGACUUCGCUACACUAAUCACUUUCCACUAGUUAUUGUGAUUUUUUUUUUUGCCGUUUUGUGUGACAAUGAAUGAGCCAAAUUUGAAUAUCAGAUUUCAGCAUUGUUCAGUAUAAGAAAAGACAUUGUUAGAAACUGGGGGGACAUAUUUGCGUUGUUGUGUGCCUCUGUAUGAAGCUUGUACUUCAUUUAUAUUCCUUCGAAUUUAUUAAAUUAUUUUUAUUGACUAUUACUAAAGUGUUUUGGAAGGAUAUAUGACUUGCUUCUAUCGAUUUAUCUAAACCUAUCUCCUUGUUUUAGAUUAAGUUAUAUUUGUGAAUUUUUUAUUAUAUUUUCCUCAUUGUUUAGCUUA
This is a messenger RNA of Hyalella azteca, 3538 nucleotides long. Its product is annotated as E3 ubiquitin-protein ligase Su(dx). The record is from RefSeq and is a predicted model, not a curated record. Gene Ontology annotation, molecular function: protein binding; ubiquitin-protein transferase activity. Lineage: Eukaryota; Metazoa; Arthropoda; Malacostraca; Amphipoda; Hyalellidae.